ACGUGAACUCAACGUUACUCAACUGAUCGUCUUAAUCGCGUUGACACUAUCGCUUCUUCUUUUCCAAUUUCUUCAUUUCCGUUUCCCAAUCCUGAUCACAUUCUUAUUAUUUCUUCAGAAACCCCCCAAUUUUUAGGUGUUAAAACCGUCAAUUCUCUCAGGAAAAGUUCUUUUCCGGUUUAUUGUUCGCUGUUAAACAAUGGCUCUUAGGAGGAGGCAGCAAAUCGGCAAGGCAGACGGCGGCUUCUCCUAUACUUACGAUUCUCCUCCGCCGCCGUCCGCUGAAAGUUCUUCAUCUUCUUCUUCUGCCUCCUCGCUCGCCGCCAAAGCUAUCAGAGCUUCGUCGGCGUACAGGGAUUCAUCGCUCUCUUCUGUCUACGAACAGUCGGCUCUCUCUUCCCCGCACGGUUCUUCUCCUUCCGCUGUUAGGGAUCCAUCCAUCUAUGACCAUGCACCAAAGAAAAGCAUAAAUGGAUCUAAGCAAGGAUUCUGGGGGGUGCUUGCUCAGAAAGCUAAAUCAAUUAUUGAUGAGGAUACUGCUAAGAAACACGAGACACCCAGAGAGACAACUUUUGGGGCAUCUGAUAGAAGCAAAAGGGGCCAGUACCAUAGCACAUAUGAUUCUCAAGACAGCCGUCGGAAGACUGAAGGCCCUGGGAUACAGAAGGGACUAGAUGCUAUUGCUUCAUCCCUUAAUUAUAUCGGUGGCACCAUUGGAAAAUCUCUUGAGGAGGGUAUCACAGCUGUUGAGAACCGUACUGCGGGCUUAAUUCAAGAGACUCGUAAGGUUCAGAUAAGGAAAAAGAAUAAUAGCUCCGGAUCACAGAACCAGGCUUCUGAUUUUGACAACCUGAGACGACAACCUAUGCAACAGAGUCAUGUCCAACCUAAGAAUCACAGUACAGAGGAAACACAGUUGAAGGCAUCUCGCGACGUUGAGAUGGCAACGACUGCUAAAGCAAAACUUCUGAUGAGAGAGAUGAACACAGUCAAAGCUGAUUUUGCUUUUGCAAAAGACCGAUGUGCUCAGCUAGAAGAAGAAAACAGGAUGCUUAGGGAAAGUCGUGAAAAAGGUGAUAACCCAGAUGAUGAUGACUUGAUAAGGCUCCAGCUCGAGUCUCUUUUGGCUGAGAAAGCUCGACUCGCCCAAGAGAACUCAGUAUAUGCAAGGGAGAAUCGUUUCCUGAGGGAGAUUGUUGAAUACCAUCAGCUUACCAUGCAGGAUGUUGUGUAUUUUGAUGAAGGCAGUGAAGAGGUCACAGAGGUCUACCCCAUCAAGUUAACUACAGCUUCUAAUAUACAACCCUCUGCAGCCUCUCCAACUCCAACGGUUCCCAAUGGCGCAAUCAAAGCACCACAAAAUGUCUCUCUCAAAACUGCCCUGUCUGUAGAUUUCCAAGAGACUCCACAAACUACUGGCACAACCAACCCGUAUGUACAGAUGCCAGGAGAAGAUGUUAGAAAAAAUUGAGUGGAUCUCAGCUGUGCCGCCUCAUCUUAAGGUUUGAGUUUAGUUGAGUUGAUCCCAGUUUCUCAUUUUUGUGAAUGAGGAAUCUGUCAGCUGUAUUCUUUCGAUUUUUUAAUCCGUUUUACUUUUUUUUCUGUAAAUCAUUGUAUUUCUGGUAAAUUAUUGUCGCAUGCUGAUGAUUUAAUACUUUGUUUUGUUCUUUUUUUCCUACAGAAAGAAUUUGGUCGAACACUUGUAAGCUUUGUCUGCUUCUUUAUGAGUUAUGACAGUGUGAAUUGGCGAUUGGGAGCUGUAAAUUUAUUUCUUCAUCUUUAUGGAGCAACUGUAAC
Molecule: messenger RNA, 1797 nt
Organism: Salvia splendens (bonfire salvia)
Lineage: Eukaryota; Viridiplantae; Streptophyta; Magnoliopsida; Lamiales; Lamiaceae
Exons: 6
Coding region: 200-1471 (423 amino acids)
Source: RefSeq, a predicted model, not a curated record